Messenger RNA from Botrytis byssoidea, 1194 nucleotides. RefSeq lists its product as uncharacterized. The record is from RefSeq and is a predicted model, not a curated record. Gene Ontology annotation, molecular function: acyltransferase activity, transferring groups other than amino-acyl groups. NCBI's taxonomy places the organism in Eukaryota, Fungi, Ascomycota, Leotiomycetes, Helotiales, Sclerotiniaceae. The coding region runs from base 172 to 1008 and encodes 278 amino acids. The transcript is spliced from 2 exons.
ACGAGGAAGUUCAAUAAUUGUCUUUCUACAGACUCUAUAUCUCUUGGAGAUACCUCAUUCAAAAAUCAUAGCCAGCGGCUCUGAGCUUUUAAAUCUGAGAUUCGCUUCCUACAACCGCUUUAUCCUAUCCAAAAUCUAUUGUUCUGAGCCCAUAUCUUGCUCGAACUCACUAUGGCUCCCACUCUUCGCACAGUCGCAACUUUCGAAGAAUUUUGCCUUGUCAUAGAUUGCAUGUGGGAAUCGUAUGCUGAUCCCUAUAACCCGUUUCUGGGUAUCAUUGUCCCGAUCAAAGAACCUACUGCCGAAGGAGUAGCGACUGCAAUCCAGGGGGUCAAGGAAAGAUUCUGGGAAUCUCAUCAAGCGGAUAAGGAUUCUUUUUGGGUGUACAUCGUUGAUGAAGAUGAUAAAGGAGAGGACGCUGGAAAGGUUUUGGCGGCAGCGAAUUGGCUAUUUCAUGAAGUGAGUCCGUUUGGGGAGAAAAAAGAUGAAGAGAGUGGCGAAAGUGAAGGCAAUGAUGGCAAUAAGAAUAAUGAAAUCAGUAAUGGAGAGAAAAAUGAGAAGGAAGACAACAGCCUUGUACUUUUGUGGCCCGAAGGAGAAGCACGUGAAUUUGUAAAGACGGUUCUUUGCCAGGUAUUUGGGAUAAGGGCGAAAAGGAUGACAAGACCCCACGCUCAACUCUCCAUGAUGUUUACCCUCCCCGACCACCGUGGUCGUGGUUACGGAUCUUCACUCAUGGAUUACGGAAUGUCCAAGAUAUCAGAUAUGGAUGUAGAAGCACUUGUGGAGGCCUCUGCUGAGGGAAUAUCUCUGUAUGAGAAAUAUGGUUUCCGAACCAUUCAUAAGGUAAUCGUUGAUACCACUUACAAGAACGGAAAACCAGGGUUUCUUUGGCGUAAGAUGGCACAUGAGUGUAAAGGAAAGACUACUUGGUGGAUGUGGAAACCAAAACCGAGUGACGGAGUACCUGAUACGCCAGGAAUGAAGUUACCGUGGGAGAGAAAGUAAAAAUAUCAUGAGUCGAUAGGUAUAGAAUAUUUUGAUGAGACUAUGUUUGAAAUCUAAGAAGUUUUAAGAGGAAUAGGAUGGCGUAAUUUCAAGGAAUAUAUCAUCUUCUGUCCUCCUUCCUGAAGGAAAGCUUUCCAUGUAGUCUCCAUCUCCUUUGCACAAUAGAAGAAAGCUUGACAUGACAGC